CAAGACUCAAAAGCCACAAAACCCUUCUUAACAUCUCACUUCUUCAAUCUGUAGUUAAUACAAAACCUCACCGUACUCAUUCUCGCCCACACCCACCCCCAUCCCCACCCCUGGCGCAGGCUCUCUCGUCUCUCUGUGAGUCUCUGGUAUGUUCGUCUGUCUGAAAUAAUGUAUGCACGUAUUCAUAUUUGCUUUAACAGUCUAUAAUUCAUUGAAAGUAGUUAAAGACAAGUGGAAAUGAAAGCUUUGAGAGCCCUAAGAACACUCACUUCCACUCUUUCUUCAAAACCCGAAAAGGCCCAUCUCAAUCCAAUCCUCCUCUAUAGAUUCUACACUGCCCAGCCUCAAGAACAAGACACCUACCACCAUACCCUCACCUCUGAAGAUGAAAGUAGUGCUGACUCAGUCUUUGACAGUGCUCAUUACACGUUACCUGAGAAAUUGAGUUUCGAUUCUGAGGCUGAAAGUACUAUACAACCCACGUGGGAUGUGAAUUUUAGGGAAAAAGCUAACAGAAGAAUUUUUGGAGAAAGGACCCAGCUGGGGGUAAGUUCAAUAAUUGAAAGGAAGAAACAGGAAAAGCGUUUGAGAGUUGUGGAGAGAGAAGAGGAGAAGAGAAGAAGGGCAUCGGUGCUUGCGAAGGCUUUGCUCAAGGCAGCAUUGGAGCAGCCAGAUGAGGAUGAGGGAGUAGGGGAGAGCCUGGUGGUGACGGAGGAGGACCAGAAGUCGUUGUCAGUUGGGAUUAUUGGUGCUCCUAAUGCUGGAAAGUCUGCUCUGACCAAUUACAUGGUUGGAGUAGAUCAAGACACUUCAGAGAGUGUAGCAGGAAAAUGGCUGUGCAGAUGUAGAAGCAGAGGAUUCAGUCACUCUAUUUGUCUAAUUUAAGAAAGCUUUGGUGCCAGAUGGUUUUUGAGGUUGGGAAUUAUAUUGAG
Messenger RNA from Ilex paraguariensis (yerba mate), 932 nucleotides. Lineage: Eukaryota; Viridiplantae; Streptophyta; Magnoliopsida; Aquifoliales; Aquifoliaceae. The record is from the annotation of a GenBank genome assembly.